This is a messenger RNA of Enterobius vermicularis (human pinworm), 1071 nucleotides long. The record is from the annotation of a GenBank genome assembly. Lineage: Eukaryota; Metazoa; Nematoda; Chromadorea; Rhabditida; Oxyuridae.
CUGUUUUUCUUCUUCUUUUAUUUUAGAUGGUUACGGUCUCGAGAUGGACGUUUCGAUGAAACGGCUGAAGCAUUAAAAAAGCAUAUUGUAUUUAGAAAGGCUUGGCAAUUGGAUGAUAUUGAUCGAUGGGAAUCACCUGAAAUCUUGGAAAAAUAUUGCGGUUAUGGAUAUUUGUCAGACAAAGAUGGUUGCCCAAUUCUUAUGUCAUUGCUGGGCAAUUUGGAUGUUGAAGGUAUGGUUCGUUCAGUGCAAUCGAAAGACUAUAUAAAGUAUUCAUUAGCGGCAGUCGAAAAGGGAAUGAAAUUGUGCGAUCAGAAAUGCAAAGAGAAUGACCAUGCCUUCGAACAGAUGAUGUUGAUUUUUGACCUAGACCACAUCAACAGUGCCCAUUAUUCAUGCAAAGCAUUUGCCUCCUCUUUUACUUCGCUGAUACUACUUUUCCAAGAGCACUAUCCACUCGUUCUCAAAAAAAUUCUUGUAAUUAGAGCACCAGAAAUGGCACGGAUCGCUUUUAACGCUAUGUCUUCAUUCCUCUCCGAUAAAAUAAAGGAAUUAAUUGAGAUGCCGUCAGAAGAUGAGUGGCAGAACGCAUUAUCCCACUAUGUCGAAUUAGAUUCUUGGCCAAUGCACUGGGGUGGUAAAAUGUGCGACGAGAACGGGGAUCCAAAAUGUCCAUCAAAAAUUCGUUACGGUCUCGGACCAGUCCCAGAUUCAUAUUACGUAGAUCCAAACACCGCUAUGACGGACUAUGACCAGCUAACAACGGUUUAUGCUGGAGAAAAGCAUCUCAUCGAAAUAAAAGUAAAACCAAAUACAAGGAUCAGCUGGCAGUAUAUGACGUCUGAAGAAGAUAUUGGCUUUGCCAUUCGCUACGACAACACUAACAAGGCAAACAACUUAACUGAAAUGGAAAUUGUUUUCCCAUAUAUUCGUUUAGAGUGCUCUCAGGUCCCGAUAGAAGGUUCAAUGGUGUGCGAGAAACCAGGAAGAUACAUAAUCGAGUUCGACAAUUAUUACUCGUGGUUUUCUGCAAAACAACUUCGCUACAACAUUGAUAUUGAGGAGUUAUGA